Molecule: messenger RNA, 1350 nt
Organism: Effrenium voratum
Lineage: Eukaryota; Dinophyceae; Suessiales; Symbiodiniaceae
Source: the annotation of a GenBank genome assembly
AUGUUGGCCGUUGCGGAGGGCGGGAGCCUGCAGACUUACCGGGAGGUUACCAUGGGCGACCGCAAGACGGGCUACCGUUUGUCCUUUGUCCUUGGUCCGCUGGCUGUCCUUACCUCGCAUCCCAAGCCGGGGAGAAAACGAAAUGCUUCGGCUCAAGUUGGCUGGGCAUUCCUGUCGCGGAUGAAGCCGCAGAGCGUGGCGGAGUGGUUCCAGGUGGUGCCGGACCUGCUGUCCCGCAAGACCUGGUCGCUCGCGUGCGCCAGGCCUCAGGCGCAGCUUCUGCACCGGGACUGUCCCUGGGGCGGGCGCCUCGUGAAGCUCCACCUCGACGGCGUCGACUUGGAGCCCGGCGUGAUCUUGCGCCCCGAGCUGUGGCAGACCUACCUCCAGCAGCACCCGGAGAAGGGCAUGCACUCAGAGCUCAUCGAGGUCAUCGCCCCCGGGGAUGCCAUCCUUCGUACUUCAGUGGACUGGAUGCCCUGCCGCCUGGUGAACACGCUCUUCGGGAAUUUCGAGGACUCAGUUCACUUGGCGCUCUUCCACGGCAAAACGAUGCGCUUCAGGGCCUCGAGGGACUUCCCUCAGCCCGGGGACUACGGCUGCUUCGUGGCGGAGGCCUCCGAGGAAGGGCCGCGCAUGGAGCGCCUGGCGCUGAUGCGCCCCGCGAAUGGCAAGUACCGCCUGGUUUUGGUCUGGCGGAUGGUGGACGACCACUUCGCCGGCUGGGCGAAGCUGCAGUUCGCCCAGCUGGUGGAGUGUUUGGAGAGGUCCUACGCACGGUUCUUCAAACAUUUGGGCGCCAGGGAGGCCAUUACGCUGGGGCAGAACUUCUACGUGCACCUCAGCAUGAAGCACCUCCACAGCGGCAACCCCUUGGUGCCCGUGGCCCACCCAUCCGCCAGGUCCGUGGAGGUGGAUGUGGGCAAGAAGCUGGGGCUGCAGCACUGGGAGCGUUUUGGCGGAGCCUUUCACUUGGCGGAGUACCUCAAGGUGUUCCUGGCGAGCAUGGGUGAGGAGAUCUGGAUCUUCCAGUCCAUGGACGGGCGCCAGCUGGCAGCCCACCAGUGCGUGGUGCGCGCAGACCAGUGGCACUCGAUCAAAGGCCGCUUCGCCUCUGCGUUUCGCGCGCAGAGGGCCGCGUACCGCCGCAUAAACGGAGGCCACAACGCCCCCUUCUUCUAUGAGAACGGGAAGCCGGAACUGUCCAUGGUUGCGUCAGCACCUCAAGCCUCAGCGCAGCCGGAAACCGUGCUCGUCAUUCGCAACACCUUCUGGCAUGCCCAGGAGACCUGCAGAUCUGCAAAACAGCGCCGCACCGUUUCCUUGCCGCUGACCCACUUGGAAGACUGA